ACCCUCGGCUGUUGACUUAGUUCCUUUCGUAUUGUAAUAAAACACUAUGACAAAAGCAACUGGGGAGGGGCAGAUGUUUAUUACUUUGGCUGGUUAUGCCAAUGGCUUACAGGCUAUCAUUUCAGGGAAGAUUCAGGAGCAGGCAGGGAUGUGAUGGCUGCCUGGACCAUCAUACUCAGGAAGCAAAGAACAGGAAACGAAGCCUGUUAAUAAAGAAUCCCUUAUUUCCAAACCAGCCUCCCGCACUGAGGACCGCAGAGGCAUGUGAGCCUAUGAAGGCUGUUUAACACCAAACGCACCACAUCCAUGUGUUGUGAAUAUCUCUUUGUGUCAGUACGUAUCAUUACAGCAUAACUUAAUGUCACUUGGGUGUGUGUGUGUGUGUGUGUGUGUGUGUGUGUGCACGCGCGUGUGUCCAUGCAUGUGCAUUUGGAGAGCAAAGGACACGGUGAGCAUCCUUACUCACCUUACCAUGUGGGUCCUAGGGAUCUCGGACUUAGAUUGUCAGACUUGACGGCAAGCACCCUGACCUGCUGGCCCUCUCAGGCCCCUACAGCAUCACUUCUUAUUCUAGCAAACUGUAUAUAACACCCCUCAUGGUUUUAUUCAUUUUGUAAAAGGUUGUUUUGGAUUUUACUUGAUGUGCUUUGCGUGCUUAUAUGUCUGAGCACCACUGUGUGCAGUGCCUUCAGAGGGCAGAGGCAGAAGGUCUAAUCCUCUAGAACUGGGUUGCAGGCAGUGGUUAGCUGCCAAGUGGAUGACUGGAACCCUGGUCCCCUGGAAGAGCAACCAAUGCUCUCACCUACUAAGCCGUCAUCUCUCCAGCCCCUAUCCUAGCCAUUUUAAGUGGGUAUUUCAAUGGCAUCUCAUACACAUUAUUUUACAGCCAUUACCUCCAUCGUCACCAGAGGUUUUAAAGCUUCUCAAACGGAAACUAUUCAUUGAACAGUGUUCUUAAUGGCAUAUAUAUAUGCAUAUGUAUAUGUGUAUAUGUACAUAUAUGUGUAUAUAUUUCAUGUAAUUUAUUUCUUGCUGUUAUAUAUCCAGGUAUAUUUUCUACAAUAAAUAUCCUUGGUGCUGGAGAAAUGGCUCCACACUACCUGAGUUUAGUUCAUAGCAUUGAUAUUAGGUAGAUCACAAUUUCCAGCGAGUCUUUCUAUCAUUUCUUUGAGUUCUCUGGCAUACCACAUAGGCACGCAUUUGUCAGUCCGAGAAGCAAAGGUUGCUUAGAGGGUUUUGUUUUGGUUUUUUUUUUUUUUUUUUUUUGAGAAUUGUUUUGUUUUUGCCCCACUCCUCUGGUGCUUGAUCAAGGUGCAUGCUUCGAGUUAACACUCAUCGUUUGGAUAAUAAACACAGAUGGUUUUUUAAACCUGCACGCUGUACUGUCUUGAUUUCGAAUCUGGAAAGUAGAUCAGUUUUUUAAGUACAACAAAUUAGGUGGUGUUAUGUCUGAUUUUCCAUUUCCCACCCUUACCCCUCUCGUGACACAUUAAGACCUUCCAGCCUUCACGUCGCUUGAAGUCUGUGAAGUGCAGCUUUGCGUCUCAGGUGGAAGCUCCACAGUCACCUUUACGUGUAGUUAUCAAAUCCAGAGGCAUCAGUACACUGAGGCUCAGUCUGCGAUUUUCUCAUGCUGCUUUUCUGACGAUCCCUCUUUGGCAGCCGCCGCUUUGCAGAGAGUGUAGAACUGCAGAUCGGGGAAACAACCCUCUGAGGUCCUCAGCCCCAGGCUCAACCCUGCUGCUGCUUCCUGGCGUUUACCAAUUUGGCUAGAGGAAACCAGAACCAGGGGCUGGCUGGGUGAGGGUACACUGCCGCGGGCGUCCAGUGUGAGGCGGGAGGCGGCCACCAGAGGGCAGCCUAACGCUCGCCUCCGACCGCUUCCGGCCGCGCAGGCGUUCUGGGAUGCGAGCCGGAUUUGGUGGUCUCCAGCCUAAGCAGUGAGCAUACAGCCGCUGGUCCUUUUUCACCGUUAUCAACUAGCCGUCGAGUUUAAACAGUGCCAGACGUUCCUACUCAGCCGGCUACACAUAUUCUCUAAGCUCUGGGCAGUCCACAAGAAACAGUUCCCAGAUCCGCAAAUGGAGAAUGUGAAAGAACAACCAUGAGGCUUCACCAACACUCGGUGUGAAUGAGGACAUCAGAGGUGCACCAUUGCGUGCUAUGUGAAUGCAGUAUCUGCAGAGGCCAGAAGGCACCUUCAGAUCUCCCGGGACUGGAGUUCUAGAGUCUGUGAGCUGCCAUGGGGAGCCAAGCAGGGCACUGAGGGACACAGGCGUGUGGUUGGAGGCCUUGCUGGGAGGAAAAAGAGACUGCUGAAGGUUUGUCAGCUGUUAACCCAGUUUACUGCCAGGAUCUUUGCAGUUGGAGGCCUUUCCCACCCCAAGCCACCCUGUGCACCUGCAGAAGAGCUGCCUUUGCUUCUGUCCCUCGGGGCUGGGCUGCUCAGCGAGCAUAAGGACUGACAUGGGACAGCAACAUGGAGCCAGGAAUGGUCUUACCCACAGAGAGCUCCCCCGGGGCAUGGGGCUACUGCUCGCCAUGGCCCUUAUGAACGUGGUCCUCUACGUCUGCCUCGAUCAUCUCUUCAUCUCCCCUGGGCGAGCUACUGAGGACCCUCGGCGCUGCCCUCCGGGUUACUUCAGAAUGGGGCGGAUGAGAAACUGCUCGCGCUGGUUGUCCUGUGAGGAGCUGAGGACGGAAGUCAGGCAGCUGAAGCUCGUUGGGGAAGGAGCCGUGAAGAGAGUCUUUCUGUCUGAAUGGAAUGAACACAAAGUCGCUCUCUCCCGGCUCACCAGGCUGGAAAUGAAGGAGGACUUCCUACAUGGACUGCGGAUGCUGACAUCGCUACAGAGCCAGCACGUGGUCACACUGGCCGGCUUCUGUGAGGAAGACGGCACGAUUCUCACCGAGUACCACCCCUUAGGUUCCCUGAGCAACCUGGAAGAAACACUAAACCUUUCAAAGUACCGAGACGUGAACACUUGGCAGCACAGGCUGAGGCUAGCCGUGGAGUACGUCAGCAUCAUUAACUACCUGCACCACAGCCCCCUGGGCACGCGGGUCAUGUGUGACUCUAACGACCUGCCCAAAACGUUGUCCCAGUACCUGCUGACAAGUAACUUCAGCAUUGUGGCUAACGACCUGGACGCGCUGCCCCUGGUGGACCACGGCUCUAGGGUACUUGUGAAGUGUGGCCACAGGGAGCUCCACGGGGAUUUCGUGGCCCCAGAGCAGCUGUGGCCCUACGGAGAAGACACACCCUUCCAAGAUGACCUCAUGCCCCCCUAUGAUGAGAAGAUUGACAUCUGGAAGAUUCCGGACGUCUCCAGUUUCCUUCUGGGGCACGUGGAAGGGAGUGACAUGGUUAGAUUCCAUUUGUUUGAUAUCCAUAAGGCGUGUAAGAACCAGUUCCCCGCAGAGAGACCCACCGCUCAGAACGUUCUAGACGCCUACCAGAAGGUUUUCCACUCCCUCCGAGAUACCGUGAUGUCGCAGACGAAAGAAAUGCUGUAAAAAUACACCAUUGAGUGAUGGCUUCUGGCUGAUUGGUGUCCCAGCUGUUCUUGAUGAUGGAGGAGGAACUUUGGAUGGAUGGACGUUGACCCCGGCCAUUCUGCCACGGAUGCCCUCCUCUAUGCUGGCACAUUUGAGUGUUUUGCUCUCCUGGGAACAGGAUUGGUAGGUCAAAGGGAGUUCAAAGGGAGCGAUCAAAUGGCAAUCUUGAAGACAUGUUGCCUGCCCUGGGAACAGUUUUUAUACACUAGUAGGAAACAGACAUCUUUCAGUGACCAUUUGUGGAAAACAAAACAAAACACAACCCACUAGUUCCUCAGAGACCAUCUCUCCUAAUUCAAAAAGCUCUCCUGGAAGCUGGGGAUGUUUUAGCUCAGUGGCAGGGCACUUGGCCUGGUUAUGUACAAAGCUUUGGAUCUGACCCUUAGCGUGUGCACACACACUCUUGCUCGAACAGUGACCAUAGCAUGUGCACACACACUCAUGCUCGAACAGUGACCAUAGCAUGUGCACACACACCCAUGCUCAAACAGUGACCAUAGCAUGUGCACACACACUCAUGCUCAAACAAUGGCCAUCCUGGAUGCCAGAAGUGUGCCCCUCUUUCUUGUCAGUGAGGUCGUUGUCAGCGUUGGUGAUGGUUUUCUGUGACGUUCCUACUCUGUCUCCUGUCACUGAGCCAAGUAUGUAUGGCUUUUAGGCACUUUGUGGGUUCUUCUUUCUUCCACCCUGGUUCUUCCCUUUCAACCCCCUAACACUGGAUAGGAGAGAAAAGACAGAGAAAGGAGAGCGGGUGACGUUGUUGUUAGACUACUUCCUGUCGAUAAGGGGCAUCGAGUUCCUUGAAGCAAAUCUGAUCUUUGCUGUCGGGAUAUCUGAUCUCUUGUUUCCUGCUACUUCACAAAUGGCAACCAACAGCAAACAACAAACAACCCAUCCCGGGGGUCCUAGCAUUUAUAUACCUAUGAAAAGUCCCCAGAAUUCCAAACAUCACGCAAUCAAAGGAACUCUCUGCAGCUGACAGAACCACACCCCUGCUAGAGCACCAGGCAAAUCAUAGUCAGCUGUCGGGAACAACCUGAAGCAGCCCCACGUCCCACACCUGAGAUUAAAACGAAAACAUUCUGAUCUGUGUUUUCAAAGAAGUCAAAGUGCACCAUGGCGGGGUUGGGGAUUUAGCUCAGUGGUAGAGCGCUUGCCUAGCAAGCACAAGGCCCUGGGUUCGGUCCCCAGCUCCGAAAAAAAGAAAAAAAAAAAAAGUGCACCAUGGCAGCAUGCCUUUGAGAUUGUCGAUGUCUAGAAAUGUUUGGAGCAGCAAGUUGAAGGAACGUUCUUACCUGCCUUGGAGGGUGCUUUGAAAUUCCUGCUGACCUGGAGUCUCUUUCUGUGUGAAUGUUUCACAUCCAGUGUCCCUCUGUACUAGAAAGUACUGAGCCUACCCUGGGCUUGCGUGACUGUUCUUUAAAACAUCGAGGAGCCACGAAUGCUGGUGCCCACCUGUAAUUCCAGCACCUGGGAGACAGGAGGAUCCAAGAGUUCAGGGCUAUCCUGGGCUAUAGACCAUGGCCCUGUCCACCCCCACCCCAAUAAAAAACAAAAAGGUC
Rattus norvegicus (Norway rat) is the source of this 5120-nucleotide messenger RNA. It is a transcript of the gene Pomk, whose product is annotated as protein-O-mannose kinase. Lineage: Eukaryota; Metazoa; Chordata; Mammalia; Rodentia; Muridae. Gene Ontology annotation, molecular function: phosphotransferase activity, alcohol group as acceptor; protein kinase activity; carbohydrate kinase activity. Gene Ontology annotation, biological process: animal gross anatomical part developmental process; protein O-linked glycosylation; carbohydrate phosphorylation. The record is from RefSeq and is a predicted model, not a curated record. Gene Ontology annotation, cellular component: endoplasmic reticulum membrane.